Messenger RNA from Drosophila simulans, 2486 nucleotides. Its product is annotated as wnt inhibitory factor 1. The transcript is spliced from 4 exons. The record is from RefSeq and is a predicted model, not a curated record. Bases 561 to 1178 code for a protein of 205 amino acids. Lineage: Eukaryota; Metazoa; Arthropoda; Insecta; Diptera; Drosophilidae.
CGUGUCUGCUGCCGUUCCUCGCCAGCGUCAUCUCUCGCCGACUCCGACCGACCGAAUGAAUGGAGCCCAUUAAAGCCAGCUGCAGUCGCAGACGGAGCCAGGCCCCAAUCGGAGCACUGGAAGAAAAGUGCCUUAUGCAGAUGUGGGCGCCGAUUUCUCAUUGAGAGCGUGGAAAUCCAGACAUUCCGAAUUCAGAAUCAGUCCCCGAAUAGCUCUCCCUGGCUCUCUGCACACACGUUCGAGUUGGAUCCAAUCUGUCGACUCCACCACCACCAACCCCACCAUUGCCUCCACCCCCGUUCGGGUGAGUAAUGCACGCCGCCACUUCGAUUCAAACUGAUCAUGUGCAAUUCCGAUCGAAACGAUCUUCGGUCGAGCGGUUAUCAGUUGGCCGAGUCUGUUGGGGGCCAUUGCGUCAUCCGCACUGUGUUUGUGUACAGUGAUCGUGACCGAGGCCGUAAUGAGAUCCGUACACAAAGUGCGCAGCCUCCGGAAAGCACUUUCACUCUCCCUUUCGUUGCCGGAACCAAUCCGCGGCUCAUCACUUGCCAUUAGCCGAGAUGUCGCGCCGGAUGGUCUUCCUGCAGUUGCUGCUGUGGGCAGUAGUUGAGGGUCACUACUACUACGACUACGGCUACUGGGAGAUCAACGAGCCUCCACCGCUUUGCUCCGACUACGAAAUGCUGGUGGUCAAUACCCACCAGUGCGUGAGGCGCUGUAACAUCGUCUGCCGGAAUGGAGUGUGCUUCGAGGACGGACCCUGUCCCUGUGCCGACCAGUAUCUGGCGGGUAAUCCGGAUGGGUUGGUGUGUGCCGCAGAGUGCCUCCCCGGGUGCGUGGCGGCAGGUGGCUACUGCGCCGCACCAGACCUCUGUGUGUGCCGUAAGGACAGGCACUACUACUUUGAUCCCCUCUCCCAAAAGUGCCGCCACAGGGCUGCCCGUCUGCUGGACCCCUGCCUUGGACGCUGCACACAUGGCACCUGCUCCUCCGACGGACGGUGCAUCUGUGCCCAGGGAUACGAGCUAAGGGACAGCCUUCUUCACGGACAGCAAUGCAUGCCAAUCUGUGAUCACAACUGCGGACCACGAGCCUACUGCUUCGCUCCCAACUUGUGUGCCUGCCGGCACAAACAGCACCAUUUUGCUCACAACGGCAUCUGCUCGAGGGACUAUUGACCUAGAGAGGAGGUUUGACAGCAAUGGGGCUGUUUUAAGUCCCGCUGAUGACGUCUGGAUUUUAAUAUAUUUAUUGUUUAGGUUUAUAAUUAUUAAGGAAUUAAACUACAAAACUAUGUUACGCUUUUGAUUAAUUUAAAAAUCGAAUGGAAAGGCAAUCUUGUCUUUGGAAACGGUAAUAAGGAGUAACAUAAAGUAAUCUAUAAUUCGUCCAUAUCAAAAUACCAAAUUAAAAAACACAAAGAGACACACUAACUUUAUUAAGUGCUUACCCUGUAAUAAUUAUUGGGCAACAAUAUAUGUGUGUACUUACGCUUGAUAGUUCGUACUGAGUCCGGAAACUUAAGUGCCUUACCUUUUGCAGGGCACAAUUCAGAGAGCGCAGUGAGAUUUUGAUUUUAAAGAGCGCAUGUCAACUGGUUUGGUUGUGGUGUUGUUGUUGCCGCACCCACCCCGCCGAAUUACAAAGAUACUUUGUUAUUGUUUAUAACAAAUCGGACACAUGGAAGUGCAGAAUACUACAAUAUACAGUCUACAAUUUCCGAUCGCCGCCGAUCAGCAGAGAAACCGGAGCAGACAUGCGUACGUGUUCUCCAGAGGCGUCUCCUACUAAAAUGCUGCCAAGGGGGUAUCGUAGAGGGAGCGUGGAUCUGAAGAGGGGCUUCUGUGUUCAGAUGUUAUUAGGCCAUUGAUAAGGCCCGAAUUUUAAAGUGUUUGUGCUUGCGGGGCCUAUAAUAUUUGGGGUAUUUCAACUAACCCACACCCCCUAGAGGGUAUUUCUUAGAUAAAGACCAGAACCGUCAUUUUUAGCUUUGCGCGUGUGGCGUGUUAUUGUUUUACUUGUUGUUGUUUCACUAGAGGCGGGCCUCUUGGUCUCGACGACAAGGCACAGUGGGCAGAGUCACUAAACAGAGGAGAUCAUUUUGUCUUUCUUUUUUCAAUUUUGAUACCUGAGAAAUUGUAUAUAUAACAUAAUUAUUAUUUAUGCAUUGCUAUUCCUCGUAGUGUCGUGUAUUACGUUCGUAUACAAUGGAUUUAUAUAAAUUGAACCAAUAACACGUUGUGAUGAGUUCCACUGUGCCAGCAGCAAUAACAACAAAAACAUUGGCAGGCGGCAACACCGUGUCCGCAGCCGUUGUUCUCCAUCACGAUUCAGUUGGAGUUUUGCUGGCCAUCGGCGCGGUUGUAUCUCUGCUGGAGCUCCUGCACACCAUCCUAUCCAAUCCCGAAGAGCUCUCUCGCCUUUGCUUAGUGCAGCAAUUUGCAAUUUUAAUUAUCUGCAAGGCGGUUCGACCAGAAACUGAAAGA